Molecule: messenger RNA, 6250 nt
Organism: Acipenser ruthenus (sterlet)
Lineage: Eukaryota; Metazoa; Chordata; Actinopteri; Acipenseriformes; Acipenseridae
Product: electrogenic sodium bicarbonate cotransporter 4-like
Exons: 26
Coding region: 229-3663 (1144 amino acids)
Biological process (GO): regulation of intracellular pH; monoatomic anion transport; transmembrane transport
Cellular component (GO): plasma membrane
Molecular function (GO): monoatomic anion transmembrane transporter activity; sodium:bicarbonate symporter activity; solute:inorganic anion antiporter activity
Source: RefSeq, a predicted model, not a curated record
CUUAUUCCCAGCUGAUACAAUAUCCCGCGACCCCAUUCGCUGCCUCCAAGUUCGCGGAUCCGUGUGCGCUGAUCCCAAAUGAGUUUCAUUGGUAUUGACAGUCGAUAGACACCGCGUCGGUGUAACUGGGGGCUUCGAAAAGCACAGCGCAGAUUCGAUCACAGAUCAUCCCGGCUUCAUCAGCUCCCCUCUUAACACGCCUCACAGACAACAAAUACUGAAGGCAGGAUGGACCAUGAUGGGCUGGGGGACAGGGAGAGGGGGGUGAGGAACGGCAGGAGCAGGUACGAGGAAGAGGAAGACGAAGAUCACCACUCCAUCUACAUCGGGGUCCCAGAGCCCCGCGGUUACCGUCGGAAACGCCGGCGGAGGCGCUCCACGUCGAGUCGAGACAACGGCGAGGGCGAGCGAGAGAGGCACUACGAGAGAGCGAGGCAGCAGCAGACGCAGCCCUCCGACACGGACGAGGGGGGGAGGGGCCACUCUCCGACCCCCGCCGCCACGGACGACAUCAACCGCACCAUUUCCCCAGCUGCAGAGCGCCUGCGCUAUAUCCUGGGGGAGGAUGAUGAGCUGCCAAACCCCACCCUCUUCACAGAGAUGGACACACUGCAGCACGACGGGGAUGAGCUGGAGUGGAAAGAGUCUGCCAGGUGGGUGAAGUUCGAGGAGAAGGUGGAGGAGGGAGGGGAGAGGUGGAGUAAGCCGCACGUCUCCACCCUGUCUCUGCACAGCCUGUUUGAGUUGAGGACCUGUCUACAGACCGGGACCGUCCUGCUGGACCUGGAGGGCUACUCCCUACCACAGAUCAUAGACGAUAUAAUCGAGAAGCAAGUGGAGGACGGGCUGAUCAAGGCUGAGCUCCGGGACAAGAUUAGCUUUGUGUUGCUACGGAAACACCGUCACCAGACCAAGAAGCCUAUCCACCGCUCACUGGCGGACAUGGGCAAGUCCGUCUCCUCCCCCUCCAACCGCAGCCCCAGUGGAAGCCCCAGUGCCGGGGCUAAUCUCCACCGCUCCUCCGAGGACUUGAGAACAAGGCAGGCCGGUAGUUACGGACGCCUACGUCAAGCUCACAGCCGCAGUAUGAAUGAUAUCUCGGACACCCUGAGCACAGACCAGCUGAAGAACAAGUUCAUGAAGAAGAUCCCUCGCGAUGCCGAGGCCUCCAACGUGCUGGUCGGGGAAGUGGAUUUCUUGGACAAGCCCUUUGUGGCGUUCGUCAGGCUGGCACAGGCCACCACGCUGGGGGGCCUCACGGAGGUACCCGUGCCCACCAGGUUCCUGUUUGUAUUGCUGGGUCCUCAGGGUAAAGGAAAGUCCUAUAAUGAAAUCGGCAGAGCCAUCGCCACACUCAUGGUGGAUGACCUGUUCAGUGAUGUGGCCUAUAAAGCGCGGGAUCGUGAUGACCUCAUCGCGGGGAUCGAUGAGUUUCUAGAUGAGGUCAUCGUCCUGCCCCCGGGGGAGUGGGACCCCACCAUCCGCAUCGAGCCCCCCAAGAAGAUCCCCUCCGCCGAAAAGAGGAAGUCGGUGUUCUCUCUGAAUGAGGCUGGUCAGAUGAACGGCUCGGUGGGCGGGGGGGGCGGGCCCAGUGAUGACGAGGAGAUGCCAGCGCCGCACGAGCUGGGAGAGGAGCUGCAGUGGACUGGGAGGUUCUGUGGAGGUCUGUACCUGGAUUUGAAGCGCAAGCUGCACUGGUUCCCCAGCGAUUUCUACGAUGGGAUUCACAUCCAGUCCAUCUCUGCCAUCCUCUUCAUCUACCUGGGCUGCAUCACCAACGCCAUCACCUUCGGGGGGCUGCUGGGGGAUGCCACCGACAACUAUCAGGGUGUGAUGGAGAGUUUCAUUGGCACAGCGAUGGCUGGAUCAGUCUUUUGUUUCUUUGCUGGGCAGCCUCUCAUCAUCCUCAGCAGCACAGGACCCAUCCUGAUCUUUGAGAAGCUGCUCUUUGACUUCAGCAAGGGCAAUGAUAUUGACUACAUGGAGUUCAGGCUGUGGAUUGGUCUGCACUCCUGCCUGCAGUGUCUCAUCCUGGUCGCCACGGACGCCAGCUUCAUCAUCAAGUACAUCACACGCUUCACCGAGGAAGGCUUCUCCACCCUCAUCUCCUUCAUCUUCAUCUACGACGCCAUCAAGAAGAUGAUCGGAGCCUUCAAGUACUACCCCAUCAACUCGGAGUUCAAGCCUGACUACGUGACCGCGUACAAGUGCGAGUGCGUGGCUCCAGACCCAGUGGCUGCAUUGAUCUUCAAUGGUUCAGCUCCAUUUGCUCCAAACGACACUAAUGUUUCUGUGUACAAUCCUGUCAAUGCCACAGCGCUGGACUGGAGCCAGCUCAGUAAGAAGGAGUGUCUGAAGUACGGAGGCAGUCUGGUGGGUAACACCUGUAAGUACGUGCCUGACCUGGCCCUCAUGUCCUUCAUCCUCUUCUUCGGAACCUACUCCAUGACCGUCUCGCUCAAGAAGUUCAAGUUCAGCCGUUACUUCCCCACCAAGCUCCGUAAACUAAUCAGCGACUUCUCAAUCUUCAUGUCCAUAAUGAUGUUUGUGGGUCUUGAUAUGCUUGUGGGACUGAACACCCCCAAGCUCAUAGUGCCGACAGAGUUCAAGCCGACCCGUGCGGACCGUGGCUGGUUUGUCCUUCCCUUUGGGAAGAACCCCUGGUGGGUGUACGUGGCCAGCGCCGUGCCCGCCCUCCUCGUCACCAUCCUCAUCUUCAUGGACCAGCAGAUCUCUGCAGUCAUCGUCAACCGCAAGGAGCACAAGCUCAAGAAGGGCUGUGGCUACCACAUGGACCUGUUCUGGGUGGGGCUGCUGAUGGCGGCCUGCUCCUUCAUGGGGCUCCCCUGGUACGUCGCUGCCACCGUCAUCUCGAUCGCUCACAUCGACAGCCUGAAGAUGGAGACGGAGUCCAGCGCACCCGGAGAGCAGCCCCAGUUUCUGGGGGUCCGGGAGCAGAGGCUAACUGGGAUCGUUGUGUUCAUCCUGACCGGAGUCUCUAUCUUCCUGGCUCCUAUUCUGCAGUACAUCCCCAUGCCAGUGCUGUACGGAGUCUUCCUCUACAUGGGCGUGGCGUCUCUCAAUGGAAUCCAGUUCUGGGAUCGCUGUAAGCUCUACCUCAUGCCUGCCAAGCACCAGCCGGACUACACCUUCCUCCGUCACGUGCCGCUGCGCCGGGUCCACCUCUUCACCGUGGUGCAGAUCGUCUGCCUCGCCGUGCUCUGGGUUCUCAAGUCCACCAUGGCAGCCAUCAUCUUCCCAAUCAUGAUCCUGGGCCUGAUCAUCGUUCGUAAGAUGCUUGACUGGGUCUUCUCUCAGCAUGACCUGGCCUGGCUGGACGAUAUCCUCCCCGAGAAAGACAAGAAGAAGGAGGAGGACAAGAAGAAAAAGAAGAAGAAGAAGCAGGGGAGAGGAGAGGAGGGAGACAGUGAGGACGAGGAGAAGGGCCGCCCGCAGUCUAACUGCUCUCCCAGCGAGUCGGAGCUGGAUCGCAGCAUCACGCUGCACCUGAAGAUCUCCUGCCCGUCAUCCUCUCCCGCUGUCAAUUACUCCCGGAGCUCCAUGUGGGCCGUGCCCCAGGUGAAGAUAGAAAUGGAGUCAGACUACGAAGACACAGACACAGAUAGACAUCCCAGAGACAUGGGCAGUGAGACCACCCUAUAGCAACUAUAGCAACACACCCCCCGAAAAAAUUUAAAAAAACAAGCCUGCUCUUCCUGUGACUCUUCUACCCUCUCCCCCCUCCUCUAAAACAAAAACAGUUUUGUUUUUUUUCAUUUUUAAUUUUGACAAGUUUGCUGCGGGGAAUACACAAGAUUACUGGAGAUAAUAACCUCCAGUAAUCACAGUGAAAACACGGAUUUAAAAAAUAAAUAAAUACUGGAAUAAACAGCAUGUCGAAUUUAUAAGAUGCGUACGUUUUUCUUAAACCGAUGAUCACCUCUGCAGUAGACCAGGUCAGUCAGUGUGUGUGUGUGUGUGUGUGUGUGUGUGUGAGAUUUAAAGGUCACAUUCUGAAAGAUUCACGCCUCUACUACUUAGAAAUUUGUGUUUUCAGAAAAUAGUGUAGUUUAAACUUUGUAUGGGUGUCUAAAUAUCUUCUUGUAGUUUUUGGGGUAGUGUUUUUCUGUUCCGUUCAUGUCCUGGGGCCAGGUUUUUCAAAACUUCUAAUCUGGAUAACAGUGAUCUGGAUUUUGUGAUUGAGAUUAUUUUUUAUCUGGGUCGUUUUUGAUUCGUUUUUUCAGAACACGGCACUGCUGGAUUACAUUUAUCCAGAUUACGAUUACAAACUCCUUUUUUCUAAAACUAAUUUCGAUCACAGGAAAUAGAAUAGAGCUCUUAAAAUCAUGUCUUACCUUUACUAGGUACACCAGAGUGAAUGCCAAAGAGAUACAAUUUGAACAAAAACUACAUAUUGAGAAGGGAAGCUAAAUUCUCCUUCUCCAAAAUCUUUUUGGCUGUUUGUUACUUAACCCAGGCAGCAGCUUCACCUGCAGUAAUGGAAAAACAGUUUCUGUUUUGACGUGCCAACAUUCCUGACUCUUCCUCCUCUCCCCCCUCUUUCUCCUGGUCCCUACAAUAUAUAUGUAGCCUCAUUGCUAAUAGAUUUCUUCAGCUGUGAUUUAAUGGUGGUUCCCAGGUGCCAAUGAGAGGACUUGGGUGCAAGAACAUUUUUUUUUUUUAAAUAAAACUCAGUGCCAAGCAACUACCAGUUUGUGAACACUUGAAUGAUUUACUGUGCAUUCCAGUUUUAUAUAUUCUGUUUGUAAUGUAACUGUUUAUGUUGUAAAUGUGUAGGAAACUUAAAACAGGCAUCUCUGUUCAAUAGUUCACAGUGAAAGCAAUACAAAUCAUGGAAAAAAAGCACUUUGAAAAGUAGUGUUUUAAAUAAGAUUUUCUCAAACCUGAUGAUCGCGUCUCGCUUGCUGUAGUCAAUGUGGUGCUGAGAUCAAGCAUCAGUCAUGCUUUGUUUUAAGUGCUGGCUAAAUGCAUAAAUGGGUUAGAAUCCCACCCCCUACCCUGUCUCCUAAAUACAACAUAGUUAUUCUACCCCCAGUUAUCCUGAAGGACUGUCUCGGCUGAACUGUCUUAAAGAAAACAUUUUCAGCUACUAUAAAAUAAGGAUUAGCCCAACAUUAAGGGCUGCAAAGGCAACCCAAAACCACUCUGUGGCUUGGAACUAGGUCUCCUGGAACCAGGUUUCAAGACGCUGUUCCUGAAAAAGUGGCUUCAUGUUCCCUGAGCUUUACAUCACCUCCAUGAAGAUGCGAGACACGUUUUGCUAAAUUGUGGCUCUAAAAAGGACAAGGGUGUAUAAGAUGGGAAUACUGCCUGCAAGUAAUGGCCCAAAAUGAUAUAUUUCCCUUUGAAAAGUUUAUCAUAUUAAAGCAUGGCAAAGGCUGAUAAAGCAUAGGCAAGCCUAAACCAUGAGGUAUGGUACAGCAUAGUAAAAAACAUUGCAAACCAGGGUAAAUGCAGAGGGGGUAAACUUCUAUAAGGGUUAGUAUGGGCGUUGUUUCACCUUCAAUGGAACUACCAUAGGGUUUAUAUGCAUACAAUGCUAGUUCCAUUGUAGGUGAGACAAACUCCAUAGAUUUAAUUUCUGACCGUCACUUCUAGGCAAAAUUGUCCGGCUUAUAGAAAGUUGUCCUCAACCAAAAAAAAAGGGUUCUCCCUUAAAUGAAAUUCUGUAUGAUCCUGUAUAGCAUACAUAUAUUUAAAACCAAAAAAAAAAAUCUAAGUUAAAGAAAUCUUAAAACUAUACAGAAAGCUUCAAAAGGCACUUCUAGAUCUGAAAUGUAAAACUGUAAGUCAAGCAGACACAAGUCUACUCUAGAGCCGCCUUCAGUGUACACUGCUGUAGACGCUGGUCAAAACGUUUAGUCUACGAUCGCCAUGAUUUGUCCACUGCAGUGGAAGGUUGUGGGUUUGAUUUGAUAGAUGUGAAGUCUGAGCUGCGCAAUGCUUUAGGGGCGUCACCUGCAUCUCUGUAUUCUAUUAUUUUUUUACUACAACAGAACACACGUGGUGCAUUCCACGUUCUCUGUAACUUGUGUACCUGGUGGAUUUCUUUCUUUUAUAGAAUUGUAAAGUGUGAUUGAAAAUGUUUAGUUGCAGCCUGUGUUGAAAUUGAAACGAUAAUGUUCUGUAUCGAUGUGUAAACUGUGAUUCCCCCGUUUCAUUUGUAUAUUUCACGUCGGCUGUAAAGUUUAAAUGAACAGUGUUUGCCAAUAAACUUACGCUGGACAAA